Messenger RNA from Orycteropus afer afer, 1257 nucleotides. Its product is annotated as histone-lysine N-methyltransferase EZH2. The transcript is spliced from 11 exons. The record is from RefSeq and is a predicted model, not a curated record. NCBI's taxonomy places the organism in Eukaryota, Metazoa, Chordata, Mammalia, Tubulidentata, Orycteropodidae. Gene Ontology annotation, biological process: chromatin remodeling. The annotation marks the transcript as partial. Gene Ontology annotation, molecular function: histone H3K27 methyltransferase activity; protein binding.
GAGGGAGCGAAGGAGUUCGCGGCUGCCCUCACGGCUGAGCGGAUCAAGACCCCCCCAAAACGGCCCGGGGGCCGCAGGAGGGGCCGAUUGCCUAACAACAGCAGCCGGCCCAGCACCCCCACCACCAAUGUGCUGGAGUCAAAGGACACAGACAGCGAUCGGGAGGCUGGGGCGGACACGGGCGGGGAGAACAACGACAAGGAGGAGGAGGAGAAGAAGGAUGAGACGUCUAGCUCUUCGGAAGCAAAUUCUCGGUGCCAAACACCAAUCAAGAUGAAGCCAAACACUGAGCCCCCCGAGAGCGUGGAGUGGAGUGGGGCUGAGGCCUCCAUGUUCCGGGUCCUCAUUGGCACCUACUACGACAACUUCUGUGCCAUUGCGAGGCUAAUCGGGACCAAGACGUGCAGACAGGUCUAUGAAUUCAGGGUCAAGGAGUCCAGCAUCAUCGCCCCUGCCCCAGCCGAGGACGUUGACACGCCUCCCAGAAAGAAGAAGAGGAAACACCGGUUGUGGGCGGCCCACUGCAGAAAGAUACAGCUGAAGAAAGAUGGCUCCUCGAACCACGUGUACAACUACCAGCCCUGCGAUCAUCCUCGGCAGCCCUGCGACAGCUCGUGCCCCUGUGUGAUCGCACAGAACUUCUGUGAGAAAUUCUGCCAGUGCAGCUCUGAGUGCCAGAACCGCUUCCCUGGGUGUCGAUGCAAAGCCCAGUGCAACACCAAGCAGUGUCCAUGCUACCUGGCGGUCCGCGAGUGUGACCCUGACCUGUGCCUGACGUGUGGGGCUGCCGAUCACUGGGACAGCAAGAAUGUGUCCUGCAAGAACUGCAGCAUACAGAGGGGCUCCAAGAAGCAUUUAUUGCUGGCUCCCUCGGAUGUGGCAGGCUGGGGCAUCUUCAUCAAAGACCCGGUGCAGAAGAACGAGUUCAUCUCCGAGUACUGUGGAGAGAUCAUCUCCCAAGACGAGGCUGACAGGAGAGGGAAAGUGUAUGACAAGUACAUGUGCAGCUUCCUGUUCAACCUCAACAAUGAUUUUGUGGUGGAUGCAACUCGCAAGGGUAACAAAAUCCGCUUUGCCAACCACUCGGUGAAUCCCAACUGCUACGCGAAAGUGAUGAUGGUCAACGGGGACCACAGGAUCGGCAUCUUUGCCAAGCGGGCCAUCCAGACGGGCGAGGAGCUCUUCUUUGACUACAGGUACAGCCAGGCUGACGCCCUGAAGUACGUGGGCAUCGAGAGGGAGAUGGAGGUCCCCUGA